UGCCGAGUGAGGUAGUACGGGUGCUGAGAGGGCUCAGACGCGGAGCUGCGGUUUGGCGCAUGUGAGUGGAGAGAGGAGCGGAGCAGAAAACGGGACUUUUAUUAUUAUAUUCUAUAUUUUAUUAUAAGAGAUUUUUUUCCGGGGAGCUGAGGAUCUGCUGGAGGUACAGAAGGGAAGUAUGGCUCAGUAUGAGGAGGUGAAAGUCCGCGGGUAUGAGGAGUUCUGUAAAACUGUGUCUGACCGAGCAGGAAAAGAUAUAUUCGCUUAUUUCAGCGGAGACAAAGAUCAGCAGGGGCAGAGCUGGUGCCCUGACUGUGUUAAAGCUGAGCCAGUGGUCCGUGGGGAGAUGAAUCAUCUUCCUGAAGGUUCCGUCUUCAUUUACUGCCAAGUGGGAGAUCGGCCUUACUGGAAGGACCCAAACAAUGAGUUUAAGAAAACUCUCAAACUCACUGGGGUCCCAACUCUGCUGCGCUAUGGCACGCCACAGAAGCUGGUGGAGGAACAGUGUUUCAAAGCAGACCUGGUUCGGAUGAUGUUCACUGAAGAUUAACGUCUCAGACGGCAAUAUUUUUAUAUAAAUGCAAACUCUAAAAUGCAUCUCAAGAUAUCUGAUCUAUUGUGUGCCUUUUUUCAAUGUUUCUCUGUGGCAUUUCAAUCAGUUUAAAUUGUUAUUCUUUUUUAGUAUAUCAGUUUACUGUAGUUUCUUACUGUACAAUUAGCAGGAAUUUAUGAUGAACUCAGAAGUGAUUAAAAGCACUAAUAAUAAAUUAUGCAUAUACAGUAAUGUGACUUCUUUAUUAGGCUGUGUAUGUGUGUGUGUCUAGUCCCUGAAUGUAAUGUACAUUUUAGAAAUAAAAUAAAAGAACAGUAAGUAUCUAAA
Molecule: messenger RNA, 880 nt
Organism: Astyanax mexicanus (Mexican tetra)
Lineage: Eukaryota; Metazoa; Chordata; Actinopteri; Characiformes; Acestrorhamphidae
Gene: txndc17
Product: thioredoxin domain containing 17
Exons: 5
Coding region: 179-550 (123 amino acids)
Cellular component (GO): cytosol
Molecular function (GO): protein-disulfide reductase [NAD(P)H] activity
Source: RefSeq, a predicted model, not a curated record